AUGCCGGAAGGCAUGCCUUAUAACCCUGGCAUGGAUACAACGCUGCUCAUGGCCCUCUUCUCAGAGUCGAAAAAGUGCGUGGCCGCUGAGCGGCUCGUAAGAAGCUUCAGGGCCGUCGUAUCCCGUCCCACGGGCAAUGGCCCCCAGAGGCUCAUCGACAUGUUGGAGGCGCUGCGUUUAGCCAUGCUCUCUUUUGCCGACCUCUUUCCGCUGAACAUCCGGUCUAUCCAUGGCUACCUCAACCAUCUCGACAUGGUAGUGCCCUCCAUCUCUGCGACGCUCGAUAGGCUCCUCACAAUCAUGAAGUAUUGCCUUUCUCGUCGGUACUUUGACAACGCAGGCUGGGACCACCUCCUUUUUGUCAUGUCUGGCGGCGACCGGCCCGGCGUGGAGCUUUGGGAUCGACUUAAGCUCUAUCACGAUUUCUUCAACGUCUUGUUCUUCGCCAUAAUACGAGCUCCCAGCUUUGAAUGGAAAAGGGCAGAGGACAUCCGCGUUCAAAUCAUGGACUUGAGAGAUGAUGAUGGAAUAAGGCCCCCCAAAAACCUUCAAACCGUCUUUGUGCCCUUCAACCACCUGCCAGCCGCGCGAGUUCGAGCAGAUUCCGCUACCCAACAUUGGGCUAUCAAAAUUAUGGAUCGUCGGCCCAAAACUAUGACAAAAUUUGAAACGCAGUGCUUCUCGGAGAUAAUUGGCGAGGGAUUUCACUGGAAUGAGACGGCUAUUGCGGAGAAAUCCAAUCUAAUAUUCCAAAGGACCUUCCGGAACGACAACGAUAGCUUCAAGAAUGAUGGCAUCUGCUUGACAGUUUUUAUCAACCAUACUGAUAAAUUGCCAUAUCUUCUUUUGAGGACUAUGGAUAAGCACAGUCGAACUCCAUCCUACCAAUGCCGACAGCUAAACGACAUUCGCAUCGAGCGUGACAAGACAACGCUGCAUCUUUGGAGAUGGAGUUUUCGUGAAAACUGCUUCGUUUACCUGGCUGUGCUGCAUUUCGACACGUUUGAAGAGCUUGUUGUCACCCAGUGCGCUCUCCUCGCUCUCAAGGCUCAGACUAGCCUCUUGGCCCGAGCUAUAACCCACGAGGAGUCUCGUUUUCGAGACGACACCAAGAUCUUGAACCAACCUAUGGUCAUUACGGACGGUGGCGUUCUACACAAACUGCACAUCUAUCGGGAUAAUAUGACCGCCACUAAGCGCCUCUAUGCCUGCGUCGCUAAGGGCGAACGACUUCAGGCACAUGCUCCUGCUUGGACGGUUUUCUUCUCCGACCGGAAGACGAAGCCGCGGCUGGAAUGUAUCGGCGACAACACGCUCAUCAUUCACCACGCGGCUGUUUAUACGUUUGGCGAUCGCUACACCACGCCUAGACACGAUAUACGGCACUUCGAAAUCCAUUUCGUGCGCGGCCGUGGUAAGUUUGAACAGCAAAACGCUCCUCAUUUGUCCGUCUUUAGUGCUGACAAGGACGAAAGAUAA
Molecule: messenger RNA, 1479 nt
Organism: Cordyceps fumosorosea ARSEF 2679
Lineage: Eukaryota; Fungi; Ascomycota; Sordariomycetes; Hypocreales; Cordycipitaceae
Exons: 9
Coding region: 1-1479 (492 amino acids)
Source: RefSeq, a predicted model, not a curated record